This is a messenger RNA of Electrophorus electricus (electric eel), 2015 nucleotides long. It is a transcript of the gene cct3, whose product is annotated as chaperonin containing TCP1, subunit 3 (gamma). Gene Ontology annotation, molecular function: ATP hydrolysis activity; ATP binding; ATP-dependent protein folding chaperone. Gene Ontology annotation, biological process: protein folding. The record is from RefSeq and is a predicted model, not a curated record. Lineage: Eukaryota; Metazoa; Chordata; Actinopteri; Gymnotiformes; Gymnotidae.
CCGGUCACGCCUCGUACAUCCUUUCUUCUUAACCCUGCAUGCGGAUUUGGGUACCGGCUAACGAAACCACGCUGCAAACAUGAUGGGGCGACCGGUUCUUGUGCUUAGCCAGAAUAUGAAGAGAGAGUCUGGAAGGAAGGUCCAGACAGGAAAUAUUAAUGCAGCUAAGACCAUAGCAGAUGUAAUCAGGACAUGUCUGGGACCAAGAGCUAUGAUGAAGAUGCUGCUGGACCCUAUGGGAGGUAUUGUCAUGACCAACGAUGGCAACGCCAUCCUGAGAGAGAUCCAAGUGCAGCACCCUGCUGCCAAGUCCAUGAUCGAGAUCAGCCGCACCCAGGACGAGGAGGUGGGGGACGGCACGACCUCCGUCAUUAUCCUGGCCGGAGAGAUGCUGUCAGUGGCAGAGCAGUUCCUGGAGCAGCAGAUGCAUCCUACAGUGGUGAUCAGUGCUUACAGGCAGGCUCUAGACGACAUGCUCAACAUGCUCAAAGAGAUCAGCAUGCCAGUGGACGCGAACGAUCGAGACAUGAUGCUGAAGAUCAUUAACUCGGCUAUCAACACCAAGGCGCUGAGCCGCUGGUCCAGCCUGGCCUGUAACAUCGCCCUGGAUGCGGUGCGCACCGUAGAGAUGGAGGAGAAUGGCCGCACAGAGAUUGAUAUUAAGAAGUACGCCAAAGUGGAGAAGGUGCCUGGUGGAAUCAUCGAAGACUCCUGUGUACUGAAGGGGGUGAUGGUAAAUAAGGAUGUAACACACCCUCGUAUGCGGCGUCUCAUCAAAAACCCUCGAAUUAUACUGCUUGACUGCUCCCUUGAGUACAAGAAAGGCGAGAGCCAGACGGAUAUCGAGAUAACCCGUGAGGAAGACUUUGCGAGAAUCUUGCAAAUGGAGGAAGAGUAUAUCCAGCAAAUCUGUGAGGACAUCAUCCGCCUCAAACCCGACCUGAUCUUCACUGAAAAGGGAAUCUCAGAUCUUGCUCAGCACUAUCUGAUGAAGGCCAACAUCACUGCAAUCCGUCGUGUCAGAAAGACGGACAACAAUCGCAUUGCCAGAGCUUGUGGGGCACGCAUUGCCAGCAGGACAGAUGAGUUGCGUGAGGAAGACGUGGGAACAGGAGCAGGUCUGUUUGAGGUGAAGAAGAUCGGUGAUGAGUAUUUCACCUUUGUCACCGAGUGCAAAGACCCUAAGGCCUGCACCAUCCUGCUGAGAGGAGCAAGCAAGGAGAUCCUGGCGGAGGUGGAACGGAACCUUCAGGAUGCCAUGCAGGUGUGCCGCAAUGUGCUCCUGGAGCCGUGCCUGUUGCCGGGCGGUGGCGCCGUGGAAAUGGCCGUGUCGCACAGGCUGAUGGAGCGCUCGCGCGCCCUCACUGGCGUGGAGCAGUGGCCGUACCGCGCCGUCGCCCAAGCCUUGGAGGUCAUCCCUCGCACCCUCAUCCAGAACUGCGGAGCCUCCACCAUCCGCGUGCUCACGUCCCUCAGGGCGAAGCACACCCAGGAGGGCAGCACCUCAUGGGGCGUGAACGGAGAGACGGGCGCUUUGGAAGACAUGGCAGAGUUGGGCAUCUGGGAGCCGCUGGCUGUCAAAGCCCAGACAUACAAGACUGCAGUGGAGACGGCCAUUCUGCUCCUGCGUAUUGAUGACAUUGUGUCUGGGCAUAAGAAAAAGGGGGACGAGCAGACGGGAGGAGGUCAAGGAGCUGAGUAAAGGGAGGUGAUGUGCGAGGGGCUAAAGACAUGGGAGUGAGAAACACCAAAGGAGAGGGAACUGUCUAGGCUGGUUUGUGAUGGACUGUUGUCUUUGUUACCACAGUCUGUGACUUGUGUUGUGCUAGGCUUUGCUCACGUAAAGCUCCAGUAGGCUCGUGUUGUUUUCUAUGCCUUUGCAAAGAAAAAUCAAGCAGGAUGUUUAGAUUUGUGUUAACAUCUGAAUGUGUAUGACUACCCUGAUGCUUCACUCCGUAGCUGUUUGCUGGGAUUGUUGACUUUUAUUUGCUACUGUGAUAAAUUUCACUAUAUAA